AUGGCUAAUGAUACAGAAGAAUGCUCUCGUAUUGCAGUAACAUAUUUUAUCAAGGGGGUAAAUGCACAGCUGUGGCGCUCCAAUGCACUCAUAGCUGCCAACGCCAUUCUUGUCCUGAUCAUGGUGGCAAUCAGUGCCUCCGGACGGCACUAUCAUCAGGUCGGAGUGACCCGCUUCCUCUUCCGGGGAGCCACAACACUCUACCUUCCCAUCAUCUCCUAUGUCACGUCCUCCAUGGGCAAGUACUACACAGAAGGCUUGGACGUGCAAUGCUCUGGCCAGACAAACAUAGUUAUGCUCCUAAUUUGGACGGUCCUUGUCCAAAUUGUUGGAACCAAUACAAGUGCAACCAUCGUUGUUGAUGGGAAAGACCGUCAAAACCAUGGCCCCUCAAUCGAGUUACUCGUUCGCACAAUCUGGACAUCAUAUCUUGUAUUCUACUAUUCACGUCUUUAUUUGAUCUUGUUACCUCGCACCAGUGAGCAAAAAUUUUGGAACUUCCUCAUUGUCCUCUGUGUUCUUAGUUUGUUCAAAGUUACACUCAAAUUCUAUGCAUUUCAGAAGGCAAGAAGGUCUUUCGCUCUUGGCCGCAACCAUCGUCUUGUUGAUGGAUAUAUGACACAAUUAAUAGGAGAGAGCCACCGAGCAUCUGAAGAUGAGUUGAUUCCACCAUUUAUUGUGAUGGGUGAAGAGAAGCAGGAAAUUGAGAAAACAUUUCAUGGGUAUACCAUCAAGAAGAGGAAUAAUAGCUUGGUCACCAUUGAUAGAGUUUGGCAAAUGGCAACCGACAACGACAUCCUUUUGGCCCGUUGCCCGUGGCUUCGAGAUUUAUGCCUUUCAUUUGCUUUAUUCAAGCUGCUUAAACAUCAGUUCGCAAAGUGUCACCUCACCGUAUUCGGCUCUAUCAACGCAUUCAAUUUUGUCCUAAAUGUACUGGUUAACAAGGGAAAUCCGGACACGGUAUUCAGAGUCAUUGCAGAUGAGGUAUCUUUUGUGCUUGAUUAUUAUUAUUCAUCUCUCCCAACUUCAAGCUUUGGACGACUGCUGCCAGUUCUUAACAUCAUUGUCUCCCUCUCAAUUAUAAUUUGGUGCUUGCUUGUCAUGCCAAGGAUGUCAAUGUUUUUCAUACGUCCACUUUCACACAGUCAGAUAUGGUGCUUCACACCUUGCAAGUUACCGAAGGACAUAGAAGCCAUCAGGUGGAAUAUGGAUAAUCACAUGUUAUACUUCGGCAACUUGGUUCUAAGCUUCUUGCCCACAUUUUUGCUAAUUGUAGCGGUUAUAUUUGUUGAGGCAUGGCAGAUCAUAUCCUACUUGUGCUCCAACUGGUUCAAGUUAACCCUGUUUAGUAGCUAUGUGACCCAUGUCUCUUGGCAACAAUCUCCUUGCAUGCGGAGAUUGUUUGGUCUUGUUCUCAAGUUCAAGAUUAAGUUCAUGCAGAAUUGGACUGAUCAAAUGGGUCAAAUAUCACUAGUAGCACACUCACAACCAGAAAAAUGUGUCUUGAGCCAACCGUUCUUUUACUUCUCUAGCCCAAGGCCGAGGGUGCGGCGGAUCAAUAUACCAUCAGAGGUGAAAGCCUCAAUUAUUGACACACUGAAAAGUAGUAAAGGUUGCUUGAGCAAAGGCACCGCUGCCCUCCUGGACAAUGGGAUAGGCAAUCAUGUUCUCUGGGCAUGCGAAGAACAAGACAUAUCCCAUAUUAUCCUUGUUUGGCACAUAGCCACCGACAUCUUCAAGGCCGGGCAUGGAGCUUCAACCGAUUGCUCAGCCGACAAGAAGACCGCAAUGCAUAUGUCACAAUAUUGCGUCUACAUGAUGGCAUCCACUCCCGAACUACUGCCACCAGACAAGGGAUGGUCCAAGAAAUUAUACAAGAUUGUGAGCGAAGAUAUCAAGCAUACUUUCGCCGGUGGGAGUGUGUCGGUGGAAUAUGACAUCAUGGUGCAACUCCUUGGUGAGGAAUCCAGGCAUGAGGUAGUGAAGAGAGGAGCAAGGCUGGGAAAGCAGCUGGUGGAGUUGAUUCCAGAUGAGGAGACGGGGUGGCACAUAUUGGCUUGCUUCUGGUCUGAGUUGAUCUUGUAUGUUGCUCCCUCUCAUAACGUCAACGCACAUAAGAAGGCACGUGCCCAUGGUACCGAGCUGGUGACGCUCAUAUGGGCCUUGUUGAGGCACGCCGGGGUCAUUGACAGGCCCGACACCCAAGUUGUCCCUUAG
This is a messenger RNA of Triticum turgidum subsp. durum (durum wheat), 2217 nucleotides long. NCBI's taxonomy places the organism in Eukaryota, Viridiplantae, Streptophyta, Magnoliopsida, Poales, Poaceae. The record is from the annotation of a GenBank genome assembly.